Ostreobium quekettii is the source of this 1899-nucleotide messenger RNA. Lineage: Eukaryota; Viridiplantae; Chlorophyta; Ulvophyceae; Bryopsidales; Ostreobiaceae. The record is from the annotation of a GenBank genome assembly.
AUGUGGGUGCUGGUGCCCUUGGAGGGGAGCGGCGCGGACGGGCCGUAUUAUCUGGCUUGCGGCCACUUCACGAUCGGGCGGCACGUGAAGGGAUCGGCGAAGCAGGCUGCAGACAUCGUUAUCCGGGAUGCUGCCGUGUCGAAACGGCAUGCAGAAGUGUGUGUGGAAGCUGUGGAGGGUGGGGGGCGACUGGCGUUCCGACUGCGAGAUUUGAGCAAAUUUGGGACCCAAGUGGACGGCACCAAAUUGGGCAAGGAUUUCGUGGCGGCAGGAGACGGGAACAUCAUCCAGUUGGCCAAGUCUAAAUUCAGGCUGGAAUGGCAACCAUUUCGUCUGUGCGUCGGUGGAGAGGACACCGACAUGGACGUUCUGAAUGAGCUGAUUGAGGUCACGGGGGGCUGCCUGCUGCCCAGAUGGGAUCCUUCGUGCACUCACGUUGAGCUGGGCGACGGUCAGGUGGCAACGCCUGCGGCCGCCUGUGGCCUUUUGAAAGGCAAGCCGCUGGUCACGCCGGAGUGGGCGAGAGACAUGCUGCGAUCGAGGCUGGCCAAGGGCGGCCUGACCUGGGAGACGCACCAUUGCCCCAACAGGUGCCGUGCGGAGGCUGGGGGAGGCUGCAUUGCCAUCCGGAGACCUGCAGACGGGUGCAGGCCACUGCUGGAGGGCAUGUACUUUGCGUGGCCGGAGAAGCAAUACGCUGAUGGAAUCCAGCGAAUGGUGGCGCUGGCGGGGGGCCAUAAUUUGAAGGGCAAAGAGUUGAAAUCGCGCGACCCGGCAGAUUGCGUGGCCGUCAGAAGGGGAGGCGGGCCCGUCCUCGAAGACCCGAACGAAAAGUGGCGUCGCUGCACCAACGAAGCCAGGCUCGUGGAAGGUGUGCUGCUGUGUGAUGCUUCCAUCAUCCUUCCCCCAACUGUGGCCACGGACGAUGACGACACCACUGACGGGGAAUCUGAAGGGAAGGUGAAGGAAGAACCACAAACUGUUGGGGACAGCGAGGCCGAGGACCAGUCACGCAACGCCCAAGCUUGGCAGGGAGGGCUGGGUGAGCGAAAGCGCGAGACGGCAGCAGAAGCAGCACAGACGCCCAGCAAACGGCGGCGCAGGGGCCAGGGUGCAGCUGGCGAUGAUGCGCUGGGGGACGAGGAAGGAGGGCAUGAGGAGGAGGCGGGAGCCAAGAAGCUGCGCACCUCUCCGCGAGUCGCAAAGCGGUCUGCGCUCGAAGUGAUGUCUCAGAGGCGGCUGGAAUGUGCAGAGCCUGCUCGGAAGCUGGCAGGAUGGGACCGGAGGCCCACGGAAGCUUCCCGGAAGCCAAUAGCAGGCGCCCAGAAAACCACUCCGUCAGCCUCAAAGCCACAUUCGGCUGAUGAAGGGCAAGGGAGCGGAAAGGGCGGGGGAGGGGCAGGGGACGACGGUUUGCGAAAUGGCGGGGCCAAAUGGCGCCUUUCGAAUUCGAAAAGGGCGGGAACCGAGGCGGCGACAGAACCUGGCGAAGCGAUGGCGGAUGGGCUUGAAGCGCCGCAAGCGAUCGUUGACCAAACGUUGACCGUCGUCAUGGAAAAUCUACUAGUCAGCGGACCGGGGAUGACCAAGGGCGGGGGCCGCAAGGUGUCCGUCGCCGGCUCGAACAAAAGGGCGGCUUCUGGAAUUCCGGGGGCGCCAAAUUUCAAGGCAUUUAAGAAAGUGGUGGGAACGUGGGGCAGGGGCCGUGUGGUCGUGCCUUUCUCUGAGGAGCCGUACAGGGAGUCCAUGGUGGAUGGAGAGAUGUUCUUGAGGGAGGCUCGGGAAAGGCACAUGCGGGAAAAGGCAGCGGAAGAGCUCUUUAAAGAAACCUCGGCCGCUGGUGGGUCAAGGGGCCGAGGCAGGGGGCGCGGUGGGGCGGGGGGAAAACGGAAGAGGUGA